This is a messenger RNA of Hypoxylon trugodes, 675 nucleotides long. RefSeq lists its product as uncharacterized. Lineage: Eukaryota; Fungi; Ascomycota; Sordariomycetes; Xylariales; Hypoxylaceae. The coding region runs from base 300 to 521 and encodes 73 amino acids. The transcript is spliced from 2 exons. The record is from RefSeq and is a predicted model, not a curated record.
GGAAAACCAAUGACGUAGAUAUCUUCGAUUGUUCAACAUUGGAAUAUGGGGGCAUGACGGCAUCGAUGAUAGCACUGAUGUCAAACUGCUUUUCAAGGCCAAGCUCCGUCUUAUAGCCUCAGGGGUUGCGUGAUUACCUAGAACAUUCCAAUCCAAGAAUUGUAUUUAACUCCCUCAAGCCACUCCCAGACAGGUGAAUCUAGACUGUACUCCUAAACCUCAAACUUCACCAACCAACGACUAGAACAUAUCAUCAAAUCUAGAAACCAAUCUUCAAAUUUCCUCAUUUUCUUACCACCAUGUCGUCUGCAUCUAACGAAGGUCGUCAGUCCCCUCCCCCUGAGCGCCAGACUGGUGCUCAGCUACAAGACGCACCCGCUUCCGGCCAAGGCACAGAUGAGGCACCAAACAAGAAAGAGUCUAUGGAAGAUCAGCUCAAGAACCUCACAUCGAACCCCAGAGGUCCUCUUGAGGACGCGGUCGAGAGCAAAUUUACCAAAACCCAGAAACCGUCAACCUAAGCAGAUAGGAGUUGGGCUAAGGAUGACGAAGAUGUACAACAGCAAGCAGCGUGAUUUUUAUCUAACUAGUGAGGGAUAUUAGGUACAACACAAUAGGGCACGGUCACCCAGGGACUUCAUGAAUAGACGAAUGAACAAAAAAGAAUACUUUAAG